AUGCCUGGUUGGCGCCCGGAAGACGUUCGCGAUCUCGUGUCAGCCCGAUCCGGCGGUGGUGGUGUCUGGGAAUGCAGCGGCACCUUGAUCGCCUUGGGAAACGGUCGCGAACUAGCCCACGUCGAGGGAAUCGAAGAAGUGCUUCUGGAAAAGCGCUUUCAGAACACCACCGACGCCGAGUCCAAGCAAUCCGUCAUUCAUCUCACAUCCUCGACGGGAGGCCGUCUUCGAGCUCCGAAUGCCCUCACGCAUGCGGCCACACUGCUUGUGCGAUCCUCUCUCUUCUACACGGGCCUUGUUGCCCCGCACAAGAAGAUGAACGAGUUCCGGUAUCGACCGACCACGCCUGCCCGGAGAGUAGACGCCAUCCUAUCGCCGCCCGCCCGCGUUGUCGUUGCACGCGAUGACGCCGGGGGGCUGGUGCUCACGCGAAAGAGAGCUGGCCAUCCAGAUGUGGCUACCGUCAUAGACACGGCGCCGAGACGCGUGAGAAGACAACUGGCGGCGGCGUGGACGUACGUAGGGCGCAGGGCCGCGCAGAAGAACACGGGGCUCACGACGCCGGCUGUGGUAGAACGCUGUGAUUAUACUGUGACCAAGGAGGGCGGGACGUGGGCGUGGACAAGGGUGGGCAGGUGCCCGGCGUGGUAUGGGCGGGGUCAGUGUGUCACGUACCUGAGCGCGAGGAGACUGGACGGAGGGUGGAGGGACGUGGAUGAUCGCGUUAAGGAGUGGAUGAGGGUGGAGGGGAGGACAGGACCGUUCUGUCAGGACGACGUGGAGGCGGCGGCGGUGACGAAUCUGGUCGAGUCGGCAGAAAAGAAGACGAGGCGCAAGUUUUUGGGACUGUUUUGA
Molecule: messenger RNA, 855 nt
Organism: Chondrus crispus (carragheen)
Lineage: Eukaryota; Rhodophyta; Florideophyceae; Gigartinales; Gigartinaceae
Exons: 1
Coding region: 1-855 (284 amino acids)
Source: RefSeq, a predicted model, not a curated record